AUGGAGCUGAGUGAUGAUCCCUUCAAACCCUUGCUGGUCAUCUUGGACAGACUUUUUCAACAUGAAGAAGAAGUAGAACUCCCUGAACGAUGCCAAGAGUUCUUUGAGAAGUUUGCCCGAGAACGAGGUGAAGAACUACAAGCCUACUUGGUGAGGCAUCAAUCGAUGCUUCGAAAGCUGAAAGAGCUCCAGGUGGACAUACCACCCCUUCUUGCUGGUUGGCAUCUUUUGCAAAGGUCUGGAGUGCCGCGGUGGACCCAUGUCCAGGUCAAAGCGAUGUGCAACGGAGACAUGUCAGUUGACCGAGUCUCCAAAGCUUUGAUCCGUAUGUUUGGCGGUGACAGCAAGCCGAACGCCAAGGACUCCAUCCUCAAAGGUGAGAUUCACUACAUGGAUGCCGAGUAUGAUGACCUUGAGGACUAUGGCUUUGAUGAUGUCUAUUACCAGGAUGAUGACGCCUACCCCUAUGGCUAUGACCCUGACUAUGACGACACCAUUGAUGAGGUGGAGUACACGGGUGAAGCUGAUGAGGAUGUUCCGCAAGAACUGGAUGAAGCUUCACUUGCAGUGGAGGAUGCCUUCAUCAACUACUUGGACUCACGAAAGAAGAUGCGAGAACUCGCUCUCAGCCGAGGUUUUUACCCUGUGGUUGCCAUCGGCAUGGAUGACAAUGGUGGUGCGUUCAAGGGGCGUGGAAAAGCCUCUGGUGGAAAGGGCAAGUCAAAAGGAAAAGGAUGUGGAAAGAGCAGCGGAGGAAAAGGAAAAUCUGCUGGAAAAGGACAUCCUUUGCCUGGUGCCCGACGAUACGUUUUUGGACGUCGGCGUGCAGGUGACUCUACAUCAACUUCUUCGACGACGGCAUCUGCAAAGUCCACGACUAGUGGAAGCACGUCUCAACAUGGCCCAAGAUUCAAGCGCUACAGGCUUCCAGCCAACGGCAUCAAGGAAGUCCCUGAUGAAGUCACCAUGGUGGAGGACAACUUUGUCAGCGAGGUGAAUCAGAUCCCAGUUGAUUACACCACCCAUGAGAGCAUCAACUUUGUCAGCCAAGCUGUUGGUUGGGCUAUCAUGGACAGUGGAGCCACUCGCACAGUUUGUGGUGAAGCCAACUGGAACAAGAUCUUGGAUUACCUCAGCUUGAGGAACAUGGAGCCUGACAUCGACAAGGAGACAAAGGACUUCAGGUUUGGAGAUGGUGCCAUGGUGAGAUCGCUUUUCAGAGCGAUGAUCCCUGUCUGCGUUGGCAAGACCUGGCGACAACUAAUUGUGCACGUCCUUCCAGGACACACACCUUUGCUUUUGGCACGCCCAGAUCUUGAAUCUUGGCAGACGGUGGUGGACUAUGGAAGAAAAACUGUGAUGAUCGGUGACGUGCAGGUGAAGCCAGCGUUCACAACCAACGGGCACUACAUGAUCAACAUCUUUGACGACCUUGAGGACGUCUUGAGCUUUGCAGAGCUGGACAACAUCGACGUUUCUGUGGAGACCUUCGUGGAUUCAAUGAUCACCGAUGAGGUCUCUGACUUUGAGGCCGACCUUGACGUCGAGGUGUCAGAAAAAGAAGCGGAGGAGUUUGUCUUCGCUGCAAGCAUGAAAAGUCAACAACAUGAGCGCAAGCUCAAGUUUUGGGAAGUCUAUGUGGAUGAAGGGAACCUGAGCAAGUACCUGCAACGAGCAUACCAUGAUGUGGAGGUCAGGCAGUUCUCACUGCCAACUUGGAACUUUGAGAUGAAAGAGCAACAAGCCGCUUUUCGACGUCUUGUUGAGCAAGAAGAACCACAUCACGUCAUGGUGACGCCUGAAUGUCGUCUCUGGUCACCAAUGCAGAACUUGAACUACAGAACACCAGAGAGACGGGAACUGCUCAGAGAUCUGAGGAUCUUAGAAGAAGAGACCCACUUGACCUUUUACAAGGACAUCCACAUCGACGGCAAGCGCCUGGUCUAUGACACGACUUUUGAGAACCCUGCAGACGCAGCUUCAUUCGAAACCCCAACUUUGGACUCCAUGAAGGGCUACUUUGAAACAGUCCUGGAUCGCUGCCGCACAAAGCUGAAAGCAAGUCCUGAGGACGAGAUGUAUGUGAGAAAGCCUACAAGGUUUCGAUCAAGCUCAAGAGCGGUCUGCGAGGCGGUGAACUUGCGUUGUGAAUGCCCCCGAGGAGCUCAUGUCCAAAUGAUGGGACGCGGCUCGGUCCUCAAGAACAUGCAGAACUACGAGCCUGAACUUUGCCAACGUCUUGGCAAUGCCAUUUACUCUGCAAUGGAAAUGGCAUGGAAGAAACGAGGACAAGCUGAAUUGAUGACCAUGGAGGUCGUGGGGAAAUCGACUGAAGAAAUGCAGUACCUUGAGCAGAACAAGGAGCUCAUCAAGAUCGGUGGCCAUGAAAUCUUGAAGUCGGUGGCCAAUCUUCAUCGACAACUUGGGCAUCCCAAUGGAGCCAAGCUGGUUCUGGCGGUGAAGGCACGACACCUUCCCAAUGAAUUUGUCCAGGUGGCCCGGAGAUACAAGUGUCCGACCUGUUUGGCCAGGGGACAACCCAAGAAUGUGCGUGUGGCGACUUUGCACAAAUCCCCACACUUCAACCACUCCGUGGCCAUCGACACCUUCUAUGUGGAAUGGGACGGCAAACAGCGUGCGGUCUUCACCAUCAUGGAUGAGUUCAGUCGCUAUGAAGUUGACAUGGAGAUCAAAGAAGAGACGGCUGACAUGGAGAUAGCUCUCUUCGAGUCAACUUGGAGCCGGUCUUUUGGUUUCUCAAAGGUCUUGCGACUGGAUGCCUCUGGUCCUCAUCAAGGGCAACAAUUUGCCGAUUGGGCAUCCGCCCAUGGAAUGUACAUGGACCUGAUCCCACGAGGUGCUCAUCACAGUGAGAAAACCGAAUCUGAAUCCAAGACCACUGACAAGACUCUCUUGGAUGAAAUGGUGGCCAACAAGGACAAGAACCUGGAUGACCACACUCAAGGCAUGACCGACAUCCAGAAGGAGAUGAAACGGAAGCUGGAAGCAGAACACCCGGGCAUCAUGGACUCCUCGCAUGGGGUGAUCGACAGGCAAGAUGAUGAACCACCUGUGGACCCUGAUGAUGUGAGCGUUCGAGCCCGUGACAGACGCUUCUAUGAACAAGCAGUACGUGCUGCCAGUUUCCUGUCCCACGAGAACAAUCGACGAUUGGAUGGACUGCCUCCUUCCGGACGACAACUGCCUGCAAGUGCUGCCGCACAAGCAUCACGACCUGCUGCAACUCUGGUGUUCGAGCACGAGGGCAACAACUAUGUGGUGGAGUGCGCUGCAAAGAAGACGCACGGCUUUGACAAGAUCAUUGGGUUCUUCUUUUUCCUGGCUGUUGCCUUGGUGUUUUCGUAUACCCUGGGCAAGCGUGCUGGACGCCGAGAAGCACAUGAUCUCAUGGCCGCAACAGAGCCAACAGAGACAGCUGAGGAAGAGGUGCAAGCGCCUCAAACACCCAGAGCGAGAGCAAGGACAGACUGUCAACGCUUCACGGCUGGGGAGAUUGGUUUCCUGGUGAGCGAGGGCUACGAUGUCUGGUCCGACGAAUUGGUGGAGCAAAUCCGGCAGGACUUUCUUGCUGAGCUGCCUCCUUCAAUCGAGGAUCACCUGCCCCAAGCCGAGAUCAACAGGGUGCUGAAUGGCGAAGAGCAGGUGGCUCAGGUGCCGAUCUCAGCUGGAGAUUGGAAUGGCAUCAGCCGACAGCGCCGAGCCGAGAUGGUUCAAGCUCUGGAGGACAGUUUGCUCUUGGGUGUCCCAUACGAAGCUAUGUGUGGUGCUCUGCAGACUGAAGCCCAAGCCCUACGAGCUCAACUGGCGACCGUACGGGUCGUAGAAGGGCGCCCUUUUGAGUGGUGGCUGGCUACGAGGCGGUGUAACCGCAUCAACAACGUGGAAAACAAGAAGCUGGUCCCAUUCGACGAUCGCACUGGCGAGGACCGAUCCCUGUCAGUGGCAGUUAAAGGUAGCAUUUGCUACUUGGAUUACGGUGAGGCUCCACCAUGCAUCCAUACUAGACUAGUCCUUGCAGCUUUGGAUGAUCCGAAUGCACCUGGCGAUUUCGUAGUCUGCAGUCCAGAUUUGGACAUCUUUGUAGAAGAAUUAGAAGCUGGAAAUGUCGAUCUCACUGGUUUUUUUCCUGGUGUGGCCAAUGGUAUGCCACCUCCGGGAGUGAACCCAGCGCAUAUCUAUGGUUUCCAUACUAUGAGGCCUGCUGACUACGCAAGAUUGCUGGAAGCCGGAAGAAACGAAGCAAGUCGCGAGCGAGUUGCUCGAGGGUUGCCCCCUGUUGCAGUUGCUGUUGCUGGGCUUCCUGUUGCUGCUCCCGAUGCUGGAACUCAAGUGUGGAUCCUCGCUGAGUAUGUUGAGGGAAGGAAAAUAGGUGAACGUUUGAUACCACCAGCGGGGCACCCGAAAAGUGGGCCUUGGGGUCUGAUGGACGUUGUAGACAAGAACAAUGUGAGCAAGCCAUGUUUGAUCCAUCACAUUCUGGAGACAGACAUCCCUGCGUUCUGUGAGGAGCGUGUCCGGCUUGCACGCCUGACUGAGACCACAGAGGGCGAUGAUCGCCUGGCAGGAGAAGACGUCAGGACCCUGGAAGUGAGAUAUGGAAUGAACGGUGAAAGGCUUCGCAAUUUCAGAGAAAGCAUCAAUGAGGUUCAAGUUUGUGAGUUUGAGGACUUUCCGUUUGAGCCACGUACGGCCCUCGACUAUGCCAAGGCCAUAGCAAGCAUUGCCGAGUCUGCCACGGCUCAGCAUCACCUGUGGAUUGGCGCAUCUCGUAUUGCGGAAGGGGAGCGAAGUGUGUAUGAGGACGAGGUGUUAGCUCGUGUGUUGGACCUCGCAGUGACGUAUGACAGUCUGAACAUUGGGAACCUAGCUUGCAUGGAGCUGGUAUGCCGCAGAAGGCAGUUGAUCUCGGAUGCUCACUCCAGCAGCCUUGUUGCGCCCAGCUAUACAGGAGCGGAACACUACCUGGGACAGACCUACAAGCAUGGUGGAGGCAUCGUUGUCCCAGCCCUCACAGACUUUGUGUCAAAGAAGAUGCAGCCCAGCAGGGGCAGCCUCAAGCUCAUGAAGAUGAGUCCGGGCCCGGGUGUUGCUGCAUCGCCCAAGGGUCCCUUCAGGAGAAUGCAGCGUGCAAACUGGAGCAGCUCGGUUUUUCACAAACCCACGGGAGAUGGACGUAAACGAGAUGUCUUUCCUUUGCCAACUCUUGAAUUAGAGCCUGCGCCUCGUGGGCAAGUGUGCCGAUCGGUUGCCCAGCGAAUUCAGUCUCGUCGGGCUGUCACUUUUGAGGUGAACAAGUCCAUCAAUGCCUUGAAUUCAUUGUUUUUUGGUGGUAAUGGGCCUAGCCACGGGUCAACGGUUUCUUCACUGUGUCGCUUGCCUUCUAAUCAGAGAGCGGCCAUCGGAGAUAUCAUUGAUUCUGUGAAGCGGUUUGGUCCAAACCCCACUGGUGCAACUGGCUCAGAAGCCCUAGGGGCGCUUCGAGCGGCCUCGUCUGGAUAUGAUGAUGCUGGACUAGGCGUUGGUGAUGUGGUGCCCCUCAACCUUGAUCAUCUCUCUCUGCCGGAAGGCUUGAAGUCAGGGGUGGAUUUGUUGGGGGCGCUGGAUGACAGUGUUCGUUGUGUUGUGGAGGAUUUUGAGGAGCACAUGUUGCAGGAUGCUGAUGUUUGGACAUGGAUCUCCAGAAAUGCUCAAAAGCUAGUCCCUUAUGACGACCCAUCGCUUCGAUCGAAAGGCAAGUACCUGGAGUUCCUGCGAGAGUUGCGCGACCGUGGAAUUCUUGGCUUCACUCAGGACUGCCGCGGAAGGCAUAUUCAUGAGCAGUCAGUGUUGCGGAGCCUGCAAAUUCCGCGGGAUAACAUCAUAUUGGAGGGACAGCCAGCACCGACAGUCAGAGACAGCGAAGUCUUGAGCAUGCCCUAUUGCGACAAUAUUCACACACUCUGCACAGAUCCAGAUAUUUGCAACAGUAGCAAGUGUUUGAUUUCCCGUGACUUGGAGGAGCUGGGCUUCCAGCUACAUGAGGAUGAGCCAGCAUCCACUCUUUUCGAGACUUUGGGAGGAGUGGUUGAUGGGUCCAGGGGAGAGGUGAGGGCCACAGCGCAACGUGCAUGGCGAAUCAAAUUGGCCUUUGAACAUGUUCUCACUAUUCCUGUUUCUGGCAAGACUAUUCAGAAGCUGCUAGGUCAUGCAAUGUUCUUGUGUGUUCUCAAUCGUUGUGGUAUGAGUAUUUUUCGAUCUCUUUACGAUUUUGUUGAACGACAUUCAGAGGCUGGUGGUAAGUAUUGGCUACAAGGUAGAGAGGUUGAAGAGUGCAAGGUUUUUUCUGGCCUUAUUCCAUUGCUUUACAGUAGUUUGCGGAGGCAUUGGAGCCCAACAGUCACUUGUACCGAUGCUUCGCCUGCUGGCUAUGGGGUUUGUGAGACAGUUUUGGACCCCAAAGAUGUCAGCGACAUUGGCAGGUGGCACGAGAAGUGGCGCUUCAAGCGGCUGAAGCCGGAGCAUUGGAACCCUAGGAGACGAGCAGGGGGGCUGGAUGUGUUGGGGGAUCCCUCUUCUGUUUUGGGGGUCGAUGAGGAGGAGCGUCUUUUAGAUCAAUAUGUGGUUGAUAAGGACUUCCCUGAAGUUAACCCAAAAUUUUUGGAUCCCAACGGGUGGCAGACAAAAUUGAUGGGCAAAUGGAACAACACCACUGAGCACAUUACAAUCAAGGAAGGGCGGGCUCUGGUUCUGGCUUUUAGGCGGCUUUGUAGGGCUGGUCAUUCCAGAGGAAAGAGGCAUCUUUUUCUUUGUGACAAUCUUUCAUUGGUUUUUGCAGCAAACAAGGGUAGGGCACACAGCUAUGACAUGCUUCGCAUUACACAGCAGUUGAGCGCACUGUCCCUAGCCGGUGGUUUCAGCUAUAGAGAUGGAUUCCAUCAGAGCACAAUACCGCUGAUGGCCCCUCGCGCGGGCAAGUCCGUGCGGGUUCUUUCCAACCCUUCCCAUGUGGCACCACUGAAGCGGAGGGGGCCUGCGAGAUUGUUGAGCAGCCCACCGCCGCAGAAGAGCUUCCCAAUGAAACACGUUGUGAAGACUUGCGAGAAGAAGAAGGCCAAACCGGCCAUUCGAGUGAUGAGGAGCGCAAGCGUGAAGUCGAGACCACCACCUCGUCGAAGGGGCAGGAUGACUAUUCUGGAAGAAAGGUCAGUCAGUGCCGAGGUCCAGCACCAGUACCACAAGUAUUUCGCAAUGUUCGAGAAUUUCUGCCAAACUUCAGGAAUAAGCUGGCCCCCAGGAGACCAGGUAGACCUCGCCCUAGCGGACUUCCUAGACGUGAUGUUCGUGGAGGGCCGGUCAGCCAACGAGGGGGAGAAGGUCGUGGCAUCAGUGGAAUACCAUUUGCUGGAGUCAAAGGGUACUCUGGCGCACAGCCGUCGGGCCUUGAGGGGUUGGCGCAAAGAGAAGCCGCCUCAGAGCAGGCUGCCUCUUCCUGCAUUGUUGGCAGAGGGCAUGGCAAUGGUACUAUUAGGUCAAGGGAGGCGACUCAAAGCAAUCAAGCUGCUGGUGGAUCACGACACGUAUCUGCGUCCUGGAGAAUCCAUAGAUCUCAGAGGAAAGGGCCUGGUUGUUCCCAUCAUGGGUGGUGGUCAGCAGUAUCGUCACUACAACCUCGUGGUGAGGGACGCCGAGGCUGGAAAGCCAGACAAGGUGGGAGUGUACGACAACAAUGUGCCUUUCAACACACCGGGCAAGGAAUACCUCGGGCAGAUCCUGCAUCAGCACGUGGCUCAGUUGAACAAACCAGAGGACAAGAUCUACAACUUCAGCUCUGCAGACUUUCGAAAAGAUUUUGCGGAGGCUGGAAAGAUUUUAGGCAUUUCAGGGCUGCACCCAUAUCAGCUUCGUCACGGAGGGGCAGCCGAGCAGCUGCAUUCAGGUGUGAGGGACCAUGCGGCCGUGAAGGCACGGGGUCGCUGGCACACCGACCAGUCUGUGAGACGCUACACCAAGACAGGGAAGAUUCAGCAGCUCCUCUCCAAGUUGUCACCCGUCAGCUUGGAGUUCUGUCGGUGGUCGAAGCGAAACAUGGAACAGGUCCUGAGGGGAAGUAUCCGUCCUCGAGUGCCUCUUUAG
Molecule: messenger RNA, 8133 nt
Organism: Cladocopium goreaui
Lineage: Eukaryota; Dinophyceae; Suessiales; Symbiodiniaceae
Source: the annotation of a GenBank genome assembly